This is a messenger RNA of Ictalurus furcatus (blue catfish), 6807 nucleotides long. Its product is annotated as activin receptor type-1C. Lineage: Eukaryota; Metazoa; Chordata; Actinopteri; Siluriformes; Ictaluridae. Gene Ontology annotation, biological process: nervous system development; activin receptor signaling pathway; protein phosphorylation. The record is from RefSeq and is a predicted model, not a curated record. The transcript has 9 exons. The coding region runs from base 2327 to 3805 and encodes 492 amino acids. Gene Ontology annotation, cellular component: activin receptor complex; plasma membrane. Gene Ontology annotation, molecular function: activin receptor activity, type I; ATP binding.
CGGAAGCCAUUUUACAUAUGCGUAAUUUAAAGCAAUUACAGGCUAAUUGAGCCUUUACAAUUGACCCUACACUCAAGGUGUUGGCUGUAACAUUUUUGGCCCUUUGGUUUUAUUGUACAUUUUCUUUGAUACUAACCUAAAAAUACUAUUUGUUUAUUAUGAAUGGUCACCAGACAUAUGCAUGCAUCAUGUGUCCAAAAAAAAAAAAAAAAUACUACUGAUUUAUAAGAAAACCACAAAAUGAUAUUUUUUGGCGUAUUUCAAACAGUCCCCUUUGAAAGUUUUAGAACAGCAAGGCCAAUUCUAUUGUUUAACCCCCCCGAUGAAGUCCUUUGUUGAGUUGGCAGUGCUUUUUGGAUCAUUGUCACGCUGCAUGAUACAGUUCCUCCCAAUUAGAUUGGAUGCAUUUCUCUGUAAAUUGGCAGACAAAAUGUUUCUGUAUUCUGAAUUCAUUCUGCUGCUACCAUCAUUUACAUUCACAUUUAUGGCAUUUGGGAGACACCCUUAUCCAGAGCAACUUACAGAAGUGCUUUGAAGUCUCUAUCAAUAAAUGCAUCCCGAUACUGGUUCACUAGGUCACGGACUAAGAAUAUCAUCAGUCUUAAAACUCUGUUGGGAGGUAACAUAGUAAGAAAAACACAGACAACACAAGUUGUUUUUUUUUUUGUUUGUUUUUUUUUUUUUUUAAUGAAAAGUGCUAAUUUAAGCACUUUAGGAAGAGGUAUGUCUUUAGGUGUCAUUUUAAGGCCGCCAGUGACUCAGCUGUUCGGACAUCUAGGGGAAGUUCAUUCCACCACCUAGGUGCCAAAACUUAGAAGAGUCUUGAUACAUGCCUUUCUUGUACCCUGAGAGAUGGUGACACCAGUCUAGCUGUGCUAGAGGAUCGGAGGGAGCGUGGUACAGUGCGAGGUAUGAUAAGUGAUUUCAGGUAAAUGGGUGUUUUUUCAAUCUUCCCAUUAUAAAAGGUGGCAAAGUCUUUGGCAGUCAGGGAGGAUGGAGCAGGAGGAGCCGGUGGGUUGAGUAGUGAAGAAAAGAUGUUGUGGCGCUUGCGAGGGUCUUGUGCAGAAGUUUCCAGCUUUUCCUUGUAGAAGGCAGUCUUAGCAGAAGUCACUUCAGAUGAAAAUUUGGACAGGGUAAGAAAUCUUCCUGGGUUUAGAGGAUAGAGGGCACAGAAGAUCUAUGGAUGAGGAAAGUUAGGAGAGGAAAGUGUCUGUGGCAAUGGUAGGGAGGAAAACGAGUCGGGGUUUGGAAGGAAUGAUAGGGUGCAGGAAGCUAUGGAGGAAGGAGAGAUAGAAUGGAGGUUUCGACAGGUAGGAGAGAAGUAUUUAUAGCUGGUUUUAGGCAGGAUAGGGAGGGUGAUGGUGAAGGAUACCAUGUGAUGAUUGGAGGUGUAGAGUGGAGUAGCAUUGAUGUCUGUAGCUAGAGAGGGGCGCCUGAAGACCAGGUCCAGGGCAUUUCCUCCCUUGUGUGUGGGUGGGCAACCGUUGAAUGUUAAAGAAAGGAAUGCCGAAGAGGGAGAAGGCAAGAGGACUCAAGCUUGUCAGAGGGGAGGUUGAAGUCUCCAAGGAUUGUAAAAGGGGUGCUGUCUGUAGGGAAAAUACUGAGGAGCAUGUCCAUUUCUUCAACAAAGCCUCCUAGGGGACCAGGAGGGUGGUAGAUGACGAUGAUGAGAAGGUUGAUCAGGGAGGUAACUGUAAGAUGAGAUGUUGAGAUGAGACAGGGAGAGAGGUGUGAAGCACCAUCUCCGAGAAAACAGCAGACCUGUACCACCACCCCUGCCAGUUUCUCAUGGAGUGUGAGAGAAAGCAUAAGCAGAGGAUAGAGCAGCCGGUGUAACUGAGUUCUGUGGAGAUAUCCAGGUCUCAGUUAGGGCCAGAAACUCAAGGGAGUAAUGGGAAGUUAAAGCUAUAUAUAUAUAAAUAUAUCUUUUAAUGUUGUCUACUAUGCUUCUUUGUGAUCUUAACUAUGUACAUCACAUUGGUGAUGUACAUUAUAACUGACCCCACUCUAGCCUAGGCUUUUUUUUUUCCAGUGCCAAUAACUUGUAUAUAAAUGCAGUCCAGGGUGCGGGUGCGAGUGCGUGCGCUCUGUCGGUAGGCUCGCGCUCUAAUCGGUUUAUAUUCCGGUGUGGGCCGGAGGCGGGGCGGAGCGGAUUACCCCCUCGACCUUUUAUCCGAGCGCUCCGUUUUCUUCACCGCGGUUAAGAGUGCAGUAACGGCGCGGAGUGAAGAAGAAAAUCGUGCGAUGCGAGUGUCGCAGGGAAAAGCAGCGGGCUUGCGAGCAGACCCAUGCGCGCGCGUGUGAAGAGGAAACGCGGAUGUAGCACAUGGAUUGUUUCGGUCUCAGGUGUGCGACGCUGCUGCUCGCGGUGACGCUCGCGCCGCUCGUCACAGCACUUAAGUGUGUGUGUCAGCUGUGUGCGAAUUACACGUGUGAGACGGAGGCUGAGGGCGCAUGCUGGAACUCGGUGAUGCUCAUCAAUGGGAAGGAGGAGGCUGUAAAGUCCUGCCUGUCCCCCAGUGAGCUGAAGGGACAGGUGUUCUGCUACAGUUCCAAAGAUGUGUCAAAACGCAACUGCUGCUUUACUGAUUUCUGCAACAACGAAACACUUCACUUGCGCACAGAAACAUCCGCUGAGGACUCUGAUUGGGGACGGCUUGAGUUAUCAGCUAUGAUCCUGGUGCCGUCCUGCCUGCUGUGUGUUGGUGUGUUUCUGGGCGUGUGUGCCGUCCGGAACCAGCGCUGCCUGCACAGUAAGAGCCGAAACCAGGAUCCAGAGGAGCCUCUGGACGACCAGAGUCUUGUGUCAUCAGAGAAAUGCCUGAAAGAACUGAUCUAUGACUUGAGCACUUCAGGCUCGGGAUCAGGGCUGCCACUGCUGGUACAGAGAACAAUAGCACGGACCAUAGUGCUGCAGGAGAGCAUCGGUAAGGGUCGUUUCGGAGAGGUCUGGAGAGGGAAGUGGCGAGGAGAAGAUGUGGCUGUGAAGAUCUUCUCUUCCCGAGAUGAACGCUCCUGGUUCUGCGAGGCCGAGAUCUACCAGACCACCAUGCUGCGGCACGAGAACAUCCUGGGCUUCAUCGCAGCUGAUAACAAAGAUAACGGUUCAUGGACUCAGCUGUGGCUGGUGUCGGAGUAUCAUGAACACGGCUCACUGUUUGACUACCUAAACAGAUAUACGGUAUCUGUGGACGGCAUGAUCGUCCUUGCACUGUCCAUUGCCAGCGGCCUGGCUCACCUUCACAUGGAGAUCAUCGGCACUCAGGGAAAACCAGCCAUCGCUCACAGAGAUAUAAAGUCCAAGAACAUCUUGGUGAAAAAGAACAGCACUGCAGUUAUCGCUGACCUGGGACUGGCUGUCAAACACGACUCCACAACCAACACUGUCGACAUCCCGGCUAACCACAGAGUGGGCACCAAGAGGUACAUGGCCCCUGAGAUUCUGGAUGACACCAUUAACAUGAGCAGCUUUGAGUCAUUUAAGCGGGCUGAUAUCUAUUCUCUGGGUCUGGUGUUCUGGGAACUGGCCAGAAGAUGUUCAGUCAGAGGGAUACAUGAGGAUUUCCAGCUGCCUUAUUACGACCUGGUGCCUUCAGAUCCGUCGAUGGAGGAAAUGAGGCGGGUCGUGUGUGAGCAGAAACUGCGGCCCAACAUCCCCAACCAGUGGCAGAGCUGUGAGGCCCUGCGAGUGAUGGGUAAGAUCAUGAGGGAGUGCUGGUACGCCAACUCGGCCGCUCGCCUCACUGCGCUACGUGUGAAGAAAACCAUCUCUCAGGUGACGGUGGUCAAGGACGUUAAAGAGUAGCGCACACACUACCCUCUCAAAGGUGCUGAUGACCUUUGAGUGACCCCUUCAUCACUCAUUAAGGGACCAAAUUUCAAAACUCUUUGUUCUGUUGAUGCCAAAUACUCCAGUGUGUAGCAGUGGAGCCUUCUCUCUGCCGAGGGACGGAGAGCGAGAAGGAUUUCGAGUUGCUCAGAGUGAAUCUGGUCUCGUUUCGAGAAUGCAGAAGGUGCAGGGAGUAUGCAGAGGAACUAUGAACUUGUGUAGGAGCAAGAAUUCAGUCAUUAUCUGGAUGGCUUACUAAAUACGGCCUAUUUUCUCACUUGACUUGUUUUCUUCAUCUCUUGUUUUCUUCAUCUCUUCAUCGCUUCUCUGUAUGUUGUCUUUGCUUCCUUUACAGCCUCUUAACUCCUUUUAUGUCGUCUGUUCUCGUCACUUUCACACCUCGCUCCUCCCGUGGCUUUAGGGGUUCCUCUACCUGCUGCAGCACAUUGAAAAGUUGCACAAAAAAAAAAAAAGAGGGAGAUUGUACCCAAUCACUCUUUGCAUUUUUCAGUAACGGGACAGUUAAUAUGUGUUAAUAGUGUAUACUGAGUUGCCAGUUCAUUAUGUACAUCUACCAGGUAUCUACCCUUAUUGAACAUUUUAUGAGGUACAACUACAAUAUAGGUCAUUUUUAUCUGUCUACAAGGACUAAUUGUUGCUCAUCUCUUGGUCUACUCAAUUUCCUAUCUAUCAGUGGAAAGGGACCACCAUAAGACUAUGACUGCGUAAAUGUUAUUUGAGUGGUGAGCAUUUUCAGGACAGCUGAGACAGUGACGUGAUCGCGUGUGUGGUCCUGGUAUGAGUGGGUCAGGUGGAGCAGUGUUUCCGGGGUUUUUAUACUUCUUAAUGUCACUUCUGGAAGUCCACCAACCGAAAAUAUCCACCCAACAGCCGUGCUGUAGUCAGAACCUGACGCAGAUGAUUAACACAAAAUGUUGUGUGUACAAAGUUUUUGCCAUUUACGGUAUUGGUAGAUAUCCAGUAUAACCAAUAAGCAACUUAUAUGUAUCUCAUUUAUAUAUCUGAGCAGGUAAGGGUUAAGGGCCUUGCUCAAGGGCCCAGCAGUAUCAGCUUGUGGUGCUGCGGUUUGAACUCACAACCUUCCAACCAGUAGGCCAACAUCUUUACACACUGAGUUACCACUGCUAACCACGGUUUCCCCUGUUGAACUACUGUUCCCAUGGCAACAAGGACCAUUUGUUCAUUUUUGUAAUUGUUUCUGUUUUGGUCUUGACACUUCUUGUUCUAUCAUUGCUUGGUUCCUCAAUUGUGUGCACCUGUUCCUGGUUUAGUCCAUGAUUAGUUUGUCUAUAAAUCCCCUGUUGAUUCAUUGUCUCGUUGCAAAGACUUGUCAUGCGUUAAGUCAGACUGUGUAUCCCAAGUGGCAUGUUUCAUAUUUUCAUGUUUACUGGGUUUUGACUAUUGCUUGUUCUUCAGAUUAUGAUUAUGGAUUAACCCAAGUUAUUGCCACCUAUCUGUGAUUUUCUCUUAAUGAAACCCACACUACUUUACACGUUUGUGUCCUACCUGAUCGAUCUACACAUUAUUAUAGUUGUAGGCAUCUAGUGUUAAGACAAUCCCAGAUUUCCAUCUCACAUUUGUAACAGGACCACACAUACUAACCAUGUCACUAUCGGUGCUGUCUUGAGAAUGAUCCACUAUUCAUACAGUAUCAGUUGCGGUCACAUGGUGGUCUUGUUCCAUUGAUGGACAGGGUAAAGGGGGCUGAUAGAUUGUACAUGACAACAGAUGAGCUUCUUUCAAUAUGAAUCUAUAAUCUAUAUGAUAGGUGUAACUAAUAAAAUAGUCAAUGAGUGGAGCUGCAAGGUGGGCACACUUAAUAAAGUGGUAACUUGAUGUACACUCGCCUUCCACUUUAUUAGGAAUACUAAUGUGUACACCUGCACAUUCAUGCAAUUAUCCAAUCGGCCAAUCACGAGGCAGCAGCGUAAUGCUUCAAAUAUUGCAGAUAGACGUUGAGCUUAGUUUAGCGUUCACAUUAGAACGGGAAACAAAUAAUCAUAGUCGAUUUGAUCAUGGCACGGUUGCUGAGUAUUUCCAGAAACUGCUGAUCUCCUGGGAUUUUCACACACAAUAGUCUGUAGUGCGAAAACCAAAAAGCCCCCAGAGAGCAUCAGUUCUGCAUGUGUUGAUGAGAGAGGUCAGAAUAUAAUGGUUAGACUGGUUUGAGCUGACAGGAAGGCUAUGAUAAGCCAAAUAACCACUCUUUACAACUGUGGUGAACAGGAAAGUCAAAAUGCACAACAUAUCAAGCCCUUGAGGCUACAACAGUAAGAAACCACAUUGGGUUCCACUGCUGUCAGUCAAGAACAGGAAUCGGAGUUACAGUUGGCACAGACCCACCAAAACUGGGCAGCCGAAAAAAGACCAGGCGACAGAUACAGGUGUUCCUAUUAAAGUGAAUGCAUAUUAAACAUCAAUAUUAUGAAAUGGUGAUGAGCCUGUUAAAUUAGCUUGCUGCAUUUGUCAAAUGGAAACACAAGCAUUUAUGUUCUGGUUAUACUCAUGUCUAGCUCAUAGCAUUGUCUAAAGCAUUGGAAUCAAUCUUUAUGGAUCUGCAAAUUUAAAGAUCUGACCCAACAAGCCAAGUGCUUUAGAAGCAUGAGCUGGAGCAAAAAAACUGUCACUUGAACUUUCUGCUAUUAUUGCUUUCAUUCUACUCUGCUAUACAAGUUGUACUCCCUGUACCUUUCCGAAUACAGUGAUGACUGCUACCUCAUGUGCUUUCUCUAAGAGCCAAAUGCUUCAAGUCACGCAUUUUAAGCGUUGUGCCAUAACUGCUUUGGCUGAUAUUAUGCCUAUAUACUGUAUUCUUUAUGUAUAUGUGGAAUGUUAUUGUUACUGAGCAAAACACUUAUGAGACAAAGGAUUGAUUGAUUAGCAAACAAUAAGUCUAUGGAUUAAUUAAUCACACCAUCCAACUAAGCUAUCUAAACAAGCAAUCAAAAAAUGUAUUC